This is a messenger RNA of Electrophorus electricus (electric eel), 1550 nucleotides long. RefSeq names its product cyclic GMP-AMP synthase a (gene cgasa). The record is from RefSeq and is a predicted model, not a curated record. Gene Ontology annotation, biological process: activation of innate immune response; DNA damage response; negative regulation of double-strand break repair via homologous recombination. Lineage: Eukaryota; Metazoa; Chordata; Actinopteri; Gymnotiformes; Gymnotidae. Gene Ontology annotation, molecular function: chromatin binding; double-stranded DNA binding; 2',3'-cyclic GMP-AMP synthase activity. Gene Ontology annotation, cellular component: nucleus; site of double-strand break; cytosol.
CAUGCUUACGAAGUGCCAUGUCCGGCAGAGGAAGACCACGCAAGGUGCCUGACGAGGCUUCCGGCGUCUCGUCAGCGAAAAAUACGGGAUCUACUCCGAAAAAGAGCUUUCGAGCGGAGGACCACAAAGUUAAAAAAGCGGGAGACGACAUACCCCGGCAUGUCGAGAAAAGAACGGAUGCCCAAGUGACACGACCUAAACAUGACAGCAGAACUAAAAAAGAUGCUACAACACGUCCAUCAAAAUAUGACGACACCCGUGCGAACGAGCAAACGGGUAAAAGUGCGCGAAGUGCGGUGGAGGAAGACGAUCACAAAAGCUCGACGAAAGGAUUGGACCACGGCGACGGCAAUCCAGACAAAAUUCUCCAUGCUACCCUUCAGAAGUUAAGGAUUAAGAAACAGGAGAGAUCUGAGUCUACAAAAUGCGUCAACGAGAUAGAGGAUCAAAUCAUUGAUUACAUAAAAAAGAGUUUGGAUUGGUGCAAAGAAAUUCGUGUGCUGAAGACAGGAAGUCAUUAUGAAAACGUUAAAAUUUGCGAGCCUGACGAGUUUGAUGUCAUGCUGACCAUUCCUGUUGAGAGGGUGGAUGUGCAUAAUUUUGGAGAGGAUGGCGCGUUUUACAGCGUAGCGAUGAAGCGCCAUACCCAGAAACAUCCUUUAGACAGAUUUCUCAACGAAGACAAGACGAUCAAGGCCAAUGAAAUGCUGCAGGAAUUCCGGGAUAAGGUGAAGGAAGUCGUGGGAAAAAUACCUUAUAACAUUGAAGUGGAGCGCAAACGGAAGGGGUGUCCAGCGGUCACUCUGGUGGUGAACCUGAAUGGCAAAACGAUUUCUCUCGACUUUGUGUUGGGUCUGGAGGUCCACAAAUCAAGUUGGCCCAGUUUCACCGCAAAUGGCUUCAGGAUCGAGGGCUGGCUCGGCAAAAAAGUGAAAAAUGAGCUAAAGCGCAAACCAUUUUAUUUGGUGCCAAAAUACGAGGGCAGAGGCAACGCAGAGUACAAUGGAGUUGUCGCCAAAGACACUUGGCGCAUCUCUUUCUCGCAUGUUGAGAAGGACAUCAUAAAAAAUCAUGGCGCGAGCAAGACAUGCUGCGAGAGGGGAGCCGCGGGAUGCUGCAGGAAACAGUGUCUUAAACUUCUGAAAUACCUGCUGCUUCGGCUAAAGGAGGAGAACCCCAAGGAAGUGUCCAAGUUCUGCUCUUAUCAUGCAAAGACCACGCUGCUCCACGCCUGCACAGCCAGGCCGACAGACAGCGAGUGGAAAACAGGGCAGCUCAGUCACUGCUUUCAGCUGCUCCUGCAGGACUUUGAGAACCACUUGAGAAGUCAAAACAUCCCCAAUUUUUUUAUUCCCUCACACAACCUACUCAACUCUGCAGGGCUGGACAAGAAAAGCUGUGAGUUCCUGGCAAAGUCCACCGAAUACCAACGAAACAAUGGCUUUCCGCUGUUCCGUUAAAUCAUGUUUAAAAGUAGCUCAGUAGUUAAGGUCCUUAACUUAUAAUUGGAAGGUUGUGGGUUCAAGUCCCACCACUGCCAAGCUUCCACU